This is a messenger RNA of Globicephala melas (long-finned pilot whale), 979 nucleotides long. It is a transcript of the gene TMEM171, whose product is annotated as transmembrane protein 171. NCBI's taxonomy places the organism in Eukaryota, Metazoa, Chordata, Mammalia, Artiodactyla, Delphinidae. The record is from RefSeq and is a predicted model, not a curated record.
AUGUCUCCCGCAGCUGCUGCCGAGCCAGAUGGGGUCCAGGGAGACAGGCGUGUCACCAAGCUCAUUUUCUUCCUUUUUGUCAUCGGUGCUAUCCUGCUGUGUGUGGGAGUCCUGCUCUCCAUCUUUGGGUUCCAGGCAUGCCAAUACGAAACCCUCCCAGACUGUAGCAUGGUGCUGAAGAUCUCCGGGCCCGCGUGUGCCGUGAUUGGGCUGGGGGCUGUGGUCCUGGCCCGCUCCCGGGCACGACUUCAGCGAAGUGAGGAGCGCCUGCGAGGCAACCGGGGGGCCUCCGACCGAGCCUUCCUCUGUGGGGAGAGCCGCCAGUUUGUCCAGUGUCUCAUCUUUGGGUUUCUGUUCCUGACGAGUGGUAUGCUCAUCAGCGUACUGGGCAUUUGGGUCCCCGGGUGUGGCUCAGACUGGGUGCAGGAACCGCUGAAUGAGACAGACACUGCUGACUCAGAGCCCCAGAUCUGUGGAUUCCUGUCCCUGCAGAUCUUGGGACCCUUGAUUGUGCUUGUGGGAUUGUGUUUCUUCGUGGUUGCCCAUGUUAAGAAGAGAAACAACUCGAAUGUGGGCCAGGAUGCUUCUGAAAGUGAAGAGAGACAGACCCAGAACAUGGAGCCCGUCCAGGUCACUGUAGGUGAUGCCGUGAUCAUAUUCCCACCUCCUCCACCACCUUACUUUCCUGAGUCUUCAGUUUCUGCAGCUACUCGGAGUCCUGGGGCUGACGGUUGGCUCCCAAAUGAAAGUCCACCUUCAUAUUACAGUAUUUUUAACUAUAGGAUCCCAACUCCUGAGGGCCAAGGCGCAGCCGCUGAGAGAGACUGUGAAUCUAUAUAUACUAUUUCUGGGACUGCUUCAUCCUCUGAGACCUCACACACUCCCUGUCUCUCAUCCGAAUUGCCUCCCAGAUAUGAAGAAAAAGAAGCUGCUGCCCCCACAUCCUUGUCUCCAUCUUCUGAGCCUUCCCCACCGUGAG